Messenger RNA from Clupea harengus (Atlantic herring), 1712 nucleotides. RefSeq names its product NACHT, LRR and PYD domains-containing protein 1 homolog. Gene Ontology annotation, cellular component: cytoplasm. NCBI's taxonomy places the organism in Eukaryota, Metazoa, Chordata, Actinopteri, Clupeiformes, Clupeidae. The coding region runs from base 47 to 1693 and encodes 548 amino acids. The transcript is spliced from 5 exons. The record is from RefSeq and is a predicted model, not a curated record.
GAAGAGUUUGGUGGAGCUUGCCAGCAGUGAUCAGAGAUUCAGACCAAUGGUGGAGGAGAUGCUGAAGAGAUCACCUGAGAAAGUCCUCCUCAUCAUAGACGGCUUUGAUGACAUCAACCUAUUGGAAGAAACUUCAGGUCGGACUGGCCAGUCUGAAAAUGGGCUUUGUGACCUGCUGCGUAGACACCAGAGCUGCAGUCUGUUGAUCACCACUAGGUGCCGCUCUCCAGGUAGUCUGGACCAGCUGAUCAAAGAACGGCAGACACGCUUCACUGAGAUCCUGGGCUUCUCGGAGAAUGGAGUGAAGUGGUACUUCCAGAAGUUCUUCAAGAAUGAGCAGAACUCUGAGGACACGUUCCAUUUUGUCCGUGGCAACGAGAUGCUCUUUACCUCCUGCUGCAUCCCUGUCAUCUGCUGGAUAGUCUGCACUGUGCUGAAGAUCUCCAAAGUCAAAGGGGAUGUCGACACAAUGAAAACAACUACCUCCAUAUUUGUACAUGUUGUAUCCACUCUGCUUGAGAAUCACACUCGCGACUUUCGGGAGCAGCUUCAGAGCUUGUGCAAGCUAGCUGAGAUGGGGACUAAAAACAGUAAGGUCCUGUUUGAGAAGGGUGAAAUAUCUAACGUUAUGUUGAAUCCUGACGGAAAUCCUUUUCUCCACAAACUCCAUCAGCGGAAGAAGUACAGUUUCAUACAUCUGAGCUUUCAGGAGUUCUUCACUGCUCUCAAGUACACCAUGAUGAAUAGCACUGAAGCAGUUAUGGAGCUGACAAAGUCUGUAGAGGGAGAAAACCCUAAACCACAGCACCUGUCAGUCAUCCGCUUUCUGCUUGGCCUCUCAAACCAUGAAGUGAGUGGACGUGAGAAACUCAUUGCAUCAGAAGGUGCUACAAUGUUUUCAGCUCAGCCUCUGAAAGACUGGCUUCGUGAGAAGGUGAAGAAACCCAACCCGUCAGAAAUAACCCUGUUUCUCCUGCACUGUCUCUACGAGCUCCACGAGGAGGAGUUUCUGAAGAGAACCAUGGAGGGCGUCCGAUACAUCAACCUGCAAAACAGUCCCCUGAAAAGGAGGGACUGCUGGGUGCUGCAGUACUGUCUGCACUGCCGCAUCAGCAUCGCUCGGCUCAACCUCAGGCGCUGUAAACUCACUGCAGACGGGUUUAGGCUGCUGAAGCCUGUGCUGUCUCAGCUCAACUGCGAGGACCUGAGGUUUGAUGUUGAGGGCCUGGGGGAUUCCAGCGAAUUCCUUGAGGUCCUUACUAGAUCUCGGCCGGAUGGGAGCAGCCAGCUGCCGCAGCAUGAUGAACGUGAUGGCAGAGUCCCAGAGAAGAUCCGGAGAAAGUCAGUGUCGAUGCAUUUAUCCUGCAUGGAGAGCAUUAGUGUCAGAACUGUCUCUGGGAUACUAGACGUAUUCAGAGCAAGCGGGGUUGAAUUGGAUUUGGAAAUGAGUGCUGAAGUCGAUGAGCAGAAGUGCAGUAACGAGACGACCGACUUCUCAAACUUUACAGUAAAGAGGGACAAGGACAGCUUUAUGCUGACUGUGGAGCAGUACGAGAACUCCAGUCCUGCGGCAGUCCCAGCGGCCGUCACCCUCACCCUGCUGCCAUCUGACGGUCUCCGCGUUGACUGGGAAAAGUUCCUAAAAUUCUUCAACAACAAGAAUGUCUCAAGCACAGGGGCCUGUGAAAGGUAGGUGGGAUCAAAGUGGAAGU